UAUGAAUAUUUAUAAAAUAUACUUUUUCACUGUUGUUACAAUUCUAUUCGGAACACAAUAUUUAGUAUCAUCAAAAGAAACAUGGGAAAAAAUUAAAGCUAAUGGAUACCCUCUGAAGAUGUACGAAUAUAUGUCGGAGGAUAGAUUCAUGUUGGGCAUGGAACGAAUUCCAUACAGUAAAUAUGGUAACAAAACCAUCGGUAAACCCGUGAUAUUAUUAUCUGGUAUGUUCGCUACUUCCAUUGUAUACGUAUCGCAUAACAAGUCUCUUGGAUUCUUGCUAUCAGACGCCGGAUUCGACGUUUGGCUAUUCAAUUAUAGAGUUACAGGAAUGUCAAAAAAAAUUAAGGAUCCCAGGACAGGAAUUAUUCCUAAGCUAACUAGUUUAAACUGGGACUACAGUUUUCAUGAGUUGGCAAUAUAUGAUUUACCAGCUGCCAUUGAUCUUGUACUAUCUGUCACUGGACAUUCUAAAGUAGAUGUCGGUGGUGUUUCUUUAGGAGCAACCAUACCUCUAAUUACACUAGCUGAAAAACCCGAGUACAAUAAAAAAGUCAGAAAUCUAGUUUUGAUGGCUCCAGCUACCAGAAUGGGAUCUGGAUACCAGGGUAUACAAUACUAUUUCAUUAGAAAAGCUAUUCGAACAUUUUUGAAAGCAAAGUUUAAAUUUAAUUACAUAUCACUUAACAGUGACCCAGAUAACAUAGCAGUCGGACAAUUAUGCAGAAUUAAAUUUUUCGGAUUCAUUUGCGUUCAAUCGAUGAAUUUGAUACAGGGAUUUUAUAAUCCACUUCAUAUAGAACCUGUUAUAGAUGUGUUUACUACUUAUCCGCAACCCACAUCAUUGAAAUCAGUCAAACACUAUUUUCAAUUACUGUUAUCAGGUCGCUUCAGUAAUUAUGAUUAUGGUACAGUUGGUAACUUGGCACAUUACAAUUCUAUCACUGUUCCAGAGUAUAACAUAAGUAAAAUAACAGCUCCAGCAAUCAUUUUGUAUUCCAAACGCGAUAAUCUUGUACCUCCCAAGGAUAUUAAAUGGUUAUUGGACAAUUUACCAAAUGUUAAGGAUAAGCUAUACAUUGACAACAUACCGUUCAGUCAUCAAUCAUUUGUGAUGGGUAAAAAUUCGCACUUAGUCGUCGCCCCAUACAUAGUGAAACAACUAUCGAAAAAUUAUUAAUAAGACGUGAAUAAAGAAAAUAUAUUUUAAUCCUAGCAAGAAACUGAAGUCUCGCAAGUGAAAAAUAUU
This is a messenger RNA of Sipha flava (yellow sugarcane aphid), 1249 nucleotides long. Its product is annotated as lipase 3-like. The transcript has 8 exons. NCBI's taxonomy places the organism in Eukaryota, Metazoa, Arthropoda, Insecta, Hemiptera, Aphididae. Bases 2 to 1180 code for a protein of 392 amino acids. Gene Ontology annotation, molecular function: hydrolase activity, acting on ester bonds. The record is from RefSeq and is a predicted model, not a curated record.